UGCUUCUCCGCCAUUUCUUUUCUGUACGGAUCCGGUCAGUGCUCCGAGUUGUGUCCAAGGAAAAAAAGUUCCAUUUCGCGUUGCCCUUCUCUCGGAUUGUGGAAAGGCCGCUCCUUUCGGAGAUUUGCGCGUGCUUCUCGUCGAGAUUAGUCGAACCGUGUUCGGAUCGAGCAGUUCGGUGGGGACAAUUUUGAGGCCGAGAAGAGGUCGGAUCGGGAGUUCUUGGCGUCCGGGUGCGGAAAGGGGACAGAUUUCGGAGGCUUUCUGCUGCCACGCGCGUUGGGGAGGCGGAGAUGGUGGCCGGGGCGGAGGUGAUGCAUCAGGUCGUGCCACUGCUGGAGGCGCCGUUCCACCGGUGCGUCGUCAAGAGCGUGGAGGUCGUCGAGGAGGUGGUCGGGGUGGCGCCCACGCUGGUGCAGCCUGCGGCGUCGCCGAAGGCGGUUGUGGAGGUCGCCGUCGAGGUGCCCGAUUUGGUGUUCAAGAGAUCUUCUAAUGCUGGGGGUAGUGUAUCUGCGGAAUCACUGCAAUUUGUCCCUAGCAUUCGAUCUGGUAGCUUUGCUGAUAUUGGACCUAGGCAAUACAUGGAAGAUGAACAUAUCCGAAUUGAUGAUCUUUCUGGUCAUCUUGGCUCACUGUUGAUGUGCACUGUGCCUAGUGCCUUCUAUGGGGUGUUUGAUGGGCAUGGGGGUUCCGAUGCAGCUGCAUACAUGAAAAAGCAUGCAAUGAGGCUGUUCUUUGCAGAUGAUGAAUUCCCACAAACAUCACAAGAAGAUGGUGCUUUUGCUGAAUCUGUUGAGGAUUCAAUCCGCAAAGCUUUCUUGCGGGCUGACCUUGCUCUGGCUGAUGACUCGGUCAUCAACCGUUCUGCUGGAACCACAGCGCUGACAGCAUUGGUCCUUGGGAGGCAGCUAUUGGUUGCGAAUGCUGGGGAUUGCCGUGCAGUCCUGUGUAGGAAAGGCGUAGCAGUGGAGAUGUCUCGGGAUCACAGACCAACCUAUGAUGCAGAGCGUCAAAGGGUUGUCGAAUCUGGUGGAUACAUUGAAGAUGGUUACCUCAACGGAGUGCUCUCUGUGACCCGGGCUUUAGGGGAUUGGGACAUGAAAAUGCCUCAAGGCUUGUCGUCACCUCUUAUUGCUGAGCCAGAGAUCCUCUGGACCACCCUCACCGAGGACGACGAAUUCCUCAUCAUAGGCUGCGACGGGAUAUGGGAUGUGAUGACCAGUCAGCAUGCGGUCAGCACUGUCCGCAAGGGACUCCGGCGUCACGACGACCCAGAGAGGUGCGCACGGGAGCUCGCCAUGGAGGCGAAGAGGCUCGAAACCUUUGACAACCUCACGGUAAUCGUGGUCUGCUUUGUGUCUGAGCUUGGCGGCAGUUCGGCGCCUCUAGAGCAGGCGCCGGCUGGGGGCAGGAUAAGGUGCUGCAAGAGCCUGUCUCCGGAAGCCCUUUGCAACCUGAGGAGAUGGCUGGAAUCUGACCAUUAGAUGCAUGCUGUAGAGGCCUAUGUGUUACGGCCGUGCUUACACGGCCAGCAAUUUUGGUAGUGAGUUUCUGGCCGCCGCCGCCGCCGCCACUGCUGCUUUUGCUUACACCAUUUUGGCUGUACAUACCAUUGUAUUUUUUAUCUUGCUGUUGCUCGGCUCGGCGGCUCGCCGGAGAGGUUUUAUUUUGAUAACUA
Molecule: messenger RNA, 1678 nt
Organism: Phragmites australis (common reed)
Lineage: Eukaryota; Viridiplantae; Streptophyta; Magnoliopsida; Poales; Poaceae
Product: probable protein phosphatase 2C 2
Exons: 4
Coding region: 294-1484 (396 amino acids)
Biological process (GO): protein dephosphorylation
Molecular function (GO): cation binding; protein serine/threonine phosphatase activity
Source: RefSeq, a predicted model, not a curated record